Porites lobata is the source of this 342-nucleotide messenger RNA. NCBI's taxonomy places the organism in Eukaryota, Metazoa, Cnidaria, Anthozoa, Scleractinia, Poritidae. The record is from the annotation of a GenBank genome assembly.
GUUGAUCAGCUCGACUGCACACUCUUUCAGCCAAGUGAUGCAAACCUAAGAUACUUCCCAAGUUUCCAACAGUUGAUGAGCGAGAUCAGUACCAAUGAUAAUGUUCCCACUACAAGUGGAGUUAAUGAGGAUUAUAAUCUCAUUCCAGGGGACAUCGUGGCUGUGAAUCCUGGAACAGAAGAUGGCAUUCCAAGUGGAGACAAGUGGUGGCUCCUACAAGUUAGCAGGGGUCUUCCAUCAAGUAAAACAUCAAAUGGCUGUCAUGUUUCAGGAUUCUGGCUUGAAAUGUUACCUUCUUCUCAACAGCCAGACCAUGGUUGUGCCCUGAGACUCCAAAGAGGG